AUGAGACUCUCAUUCCUUACCGCUUUCAUCGCUACGGCUUGUUUGGCUUCCGGCAAGGUCGCGCCUGCCUCGCCCCAGGCUACCGGAACGCUCACCUCGCCACACCACCUGGUCCGACGCUUCGAUGCCGAUACACUGGCCAGUGACAAAGAGUGGAAAGCCGCGGUAUGUAGAGGUGGGCAACUAAUUGAUAGCAUGCUUGCCUCGGACGAAGAGGCUGGCCGCAACAUCCAAAACACGAAGCAAGCUCACCCAGCGUCGGCGCGGAGCGAGUGGCAGGGCGAUCUCAAACAGGAGCUGAGGACCUGGGGAUGGCACGAUUUCUACAGCAGCAGCGCGCACGCGGACAUGGAUCACUGGCAAGUGUCAUCAGUUGUGGAGGCAUUGGGUAUCAACGGGAAGCCCAAAGCGGAAGGCGGGAACAAUGUUCCGUACGAUGUCCAGCAUUGGGACCCAGAUGCAAAAGACGAAAAGGGAAACGACAUCAACAAGAGGAACCAAAAGUACAAGGUCGAUGACAAGGAGUACCGCGUGGGCUUUCCAGCUCUUACUGUCUCUUUGAUCAUGGGCCAGUUCCUAGAAAGUCCGGCUUCUAGUGCUGAGAGGAUCUGGAACCGCAAGCCAAAGCAGAAUGAGCUCCCCAAGCUUAGGAGGCUCUCAGAUGUCUUUUGGGGAUAUUGGAAUCGAGACAACUCAAACCUCGCAAACAUCAAUUACUUUUGGAUGAUGGAAAUCGCGAACGAGGAUACCGAGAAAAUCAUAGCUCGUACCCUGCACGGAGCGGAGAAGCGGAUUCGAGGAUGGCCGGGUGUCACUUUCGACAUUAACUCUGACGCAGGAAAAGCUAUACUUGGUUCCGCUAAUGGUGCGGUCUUUGCAUGGUUCUUGAUCCAGCACAAAGAGCAGCUUGGUAACAAGUGGAUUACCAAAGUGACAGUCUUUCUCGACGAUUCGGAGAUAUCGUGGAAGAGCGCGCAUCUACUCUUCUACGUCGAAGAUGUUCCCGAUUCCGGGAAGGAGAAGAAACCGGAUAGUGCGAACAUCGCGUUUGUAGCGCCUUAA
This is a messenger RNA of Didymosphaeria variabile, 1062 nucleotides long. RefSeq lists its product as uncharacterized. Lineage: Eukaryota; Fungi; Ascomycota; Dothideomycetes; Pleosporales; Didymosphaeriaceae. The coding region runs from base 1 to 1062 and encodes 353 amino acids. The transcript has 5 exons. The record is from RefSeq and is a predicted model, not a curated record.